CUUAGACCUUGAAACACAAAAGACUUCUUUCUUUGCCUCCUCCUCAGUCCUCUCCUCUCGACGCCUUUAUCUAUCUUUUAAUUUAAUCAAACCAAAGUAUCAGACUUUGCAUUCACUUUGGGCAAGGCAUAAAUUCUCCUCUCUUUCUAUAAACCCUUCUCUUUGUCUCUCCAAACUCAAGAAAGAGAACCAGAAUUUAAAAAACCCUUAUCGGUGCUUGCAGUGAUAUACCUAUAUAGUAUGGAGUUGCUCCGAUCCAAUCUCUCUCGGGUUCGAAUCCCCGAACCCACCAAUCGCAUCUACAAGGACGAAUGCUGCAUCUCAUUCGAUACUCCAAGAUCUGAAGGUGGAUUAUAUGUUGACAUGAACACAUUUCUUGCAUUCGGGAAAGACUCUGUGGGUUGGAACUAUGAGAAGACUGGUGAUGCAGUUUAUUUGCACAUAAAGCAAACAAGAAAGUUGGUUCCUGAGGACAGGCCUUCAAAAAAACCAACUUUGUUGGCUAUAGGUGUUGAAGGGGGAUUUGACAACAAUGAACCUGAAUAUGAAGAAAUUUACAGCAUAGUCAUAUUGCCUGAUUAUGUUACUUUUCCAUUUCCUUCUGUAGAUUUGCCUGAGAAGGUAAGGCUGGCAGUUGAUGCCAUCUUAAUGGCAGAAAGUGCAGAACGGAAAGAACAGCUUGCUGCUUGGACAGCUGAUAAAAAGCAAAUUAGUGCAUAUGCAAUGAAUUUACCACAAAUUGACAAUGGUGUUAUUGUUCCUCCAUCUGGAUGGAAAUGUGCGAAGUGUGAGAAAAGAGAAAAUUUGUGGUUGAAUCUUAGUGAUGGAACGAUCCUUUGUGGUCGAAGAAAUUGGGAUGGAAGCGGCGGAAACAAUCAUGCCAUUGAACAUUACAAGGAGACAAGUUACCCUCUUGCUGUAAAACUUGGGACAAUUACUGCUGAUUUAGAAGCAGCAGACGUUUUCUCUUAUCCCGAGGAUGAGAGUGUUUUGGAUCCACUUUUAGCACAGCAUCUGGCAUUUUUUGGCAUUGAUUUCUCAUCGUUACAGAAGACUGAAAUGACAACUGCUGAAAGGGAACUUGACCAAAAUUUCAACUUUGAUUGGAACCGUAUCCAAGAAAGUGGAGAGGAAUUGGAACCAAUUUUUGGACCAGGUUAUACAGGACUAGUGAAUCUUGGUAACAGUUGCUACAUGGCAGCAACAAUGCAAGUUGUGUUCUCAACACGUUCCUUCUGUACACGAUACUACAUGAACCAGAGCUUAAAAACGGCAUUUGAGAUGGCUCCUGCUGACCCAACUGUGGACUUGAAUAUGCAGUUAACCAAGCUGGCACAUGGCGUGCUAUCUGGUAAAUACUCAGUUCCAGCACUGGAGAAAGGUGAUAAUGCAAAUAGUCUAACGUCAGGAAUAUCUAAACAAGAAGGGAUACCUCCUCGUAUGUUCAAGUCAGUCAUAGCUGCCAGCCAUCCUGAGUUUUCUUCUAUGAGGCAACAGGAUGCAUUGGAGUUUUUCCUACAUUUUCUUGACCAAGUUGAACGGGCUAAUGGUGGGAAGCCCACAUUAGAUCCCUCAAGGAGUUUCAAGUUUGGUAUUGAGGAGCGAAUAUUAUGUUCAUCUGGAAAGGUUGCUUAUAAUAGAAGGCUUGACUAUAUUCUUUCUUUGAAUAUUCCAUUACAUGAAGCUACAAAUAAAGAAGAACUUGAAGCCUUCCAAAAAGUGAAGGUGGGAGACGUUUCAGAGGGGAAAAACGCAUCCAGUGUGGAAAUUGUACGCCCAAGAGUACCUCUGGAGGCAUGCCUAGCUAGCUUUUCAGCUCCAGAGCAGAUACAAGAUUUUUAUAGCAGUGCGUUGAAAGCUAAGACAACAGCCCAAAAGACUGCUGGUCUAACUUCAUUCCCUGAUUAUUUGGUGUUGCACAUGCGUAAAUUUGUCAUGGAGGAGGGCUGGGUGCCGAAAAAGCUUGACGUCUAUAUAGAUGUUCCUGAUAUCAUAGAUAUCAGUCACAUGCGAAGCAGGGGCCUUCAACCAGGAGAGCAGUUGUUGCCAGAGGGUGACCCUAGUGAUGAGGUAGAAUCAAAGCAGCUUGUGGCCAAUGAGGAUAUUGUUUCCCAGCUUGUCUCAAUGGGAUUCAACUAUCUUCACUGUCAGAAAGCUGCUAUAAAUACCUUGAACACUGGAGUAGAAGAGGCAAUGAAUUGGUUACUUUCUCACAUGGAUGAUCCAGAUAUAGAUGUUCCGAUUUCUCAAGGGGUACUAGGUACUGAAGUUGUUGACCAAUCGAAAGUUGAUACUUUGAUUUCGUUUGGCUUUCAAGAAGAAUUAGCUCGGAAAGCGCUAAAGGCAUCGGGUGGGGACAUUGAGAAAGCAACAGAUUGGAUAUUCAGCAAUCCCGAUGCUUCUGUCUCAUCUGAUAUGGAUGCCACCACAUCUAGUAACUUACCUAACCCGGAUGAUGCUGGACUGCCUGAUGGAGGAGGGAGAUACAGGCUUUUCGGAAUAGUGAGCCACAUUGGAACCUCUACGCAAUGCGGGCAUUAUGUUGCGCAUGUAUUUAAAGAUGGCAGAUGGACUAUUUUCAACGACAACAAGGUCGGGGCUUCUGUAAACCCUCCCAAAGAUAUGGGGUAUCUAUACUUUUUUGAAAGGCUUGACAGUUAGUUAGACUUGUUCAACUUAACUUUUGUUAGUUAGGGAAAAAAAGAAAAAAAAAAAAAAGGAUUUUGAGGUCUAAAGCAGUGUGUUCAGGAUUUUAUCAAGGGUUACUGUAGUUAGUAGUUGUCAAUUUAUUGGCUUGAUAUUUGAAUUCCUGUUUCAUUUAUAUUUUGUUAAAAUAAAAAAGUAUUAAUUAAACUGACAAA
Messenger RNA from Jatropha curcas, 2861 nucleotides. RefSeq names its product ubiquitin-specific protease 14 (gene UBP14). Gene Ontology annotation, molecular function: protein binding; zinc ion binding; cysteine-type deubiquitinase activity. Gene Ontology annotation, biological process: protein deubiquitination. Lineage: Eukaryota; Viridiplantae; Streptophyta; Magnoliopsida; Malpighiales; Euphorbiaceae. The record is from RefSeq and is a predicted model, not a curated record.